AUUACGCUUACGCUGUGUCCAUGAGCGCCAAUGUUUAGUUAGGUGGUUUAGGUUAGGUUAGCGUCCUUUCAGUAGAUCGAAAACACGUGGACGAAAUAAAAUAAAAUUUUUUUAAAAAAUUGUCAUUCUUUCUGUGUAAAAUGGAGCAAUCGCCAGUCAAAAUGGAAAUUGAUGACAGCAUAAAAGAAGUUGAAGGAGCAGACUCUACAGAAAUUAGUUAUGAGGACAAAUUGAAAUACAUAAAUACCAUAGCCAGACCUAUGGCUCCAAAAAAAUUAACGAAGAAAAUUUAUAAGUGUAUUAAAAAAGCUUCGAAGCAGAAGACAUACCUUCGAAAUGGAUUGAAAGAUGUUCAGAAGCACCUUCGCAAAGGAGAGCACGGAUUGGUUGUGUUUGCUGGAGAUGUUUUUCCAAUAGAAAUCAUGUGUCAUUUACCAAUUGUAUGUGAAGAUAAGAAUAUUCCAUAUUGCUAUACUCCAUCAAGACAAGAUAUUGGUAAUGCGAUGGGUAUGAAAAGGGGGAGCCUUAUGGUACUCAUUAAGGAACACGCGGAUUACAAAGAUCUCUACGACGAAGUGAAAGCUGCUAUGAUGACGCUAUCGGCGCCAUUAUAGUUUUAUAUUAAAUUUCUUGGCAUUUUUUGACCAUUUUGUAAAUAGAAUAUACGAAUGUAUUGAAUAAACGCACCAGAUAUUUUGUACA
Molecule: messenger RNA, 702 nt
Organism: Hylaeus anthracinus
Lineage: Eukaryota; Metazoa; Arthropoda; Insecta; Hymenoptera; Colletidae
Gene: NHP2
Product: H/ACA ribonucleoprotein complex subunit 2-like protein
Exons: 3
Coding region: 141-614 (157 amino acids)
Biological process (GO): rRNA pseudouridine synthesis; snRNA pseudouridine synthesis
Cellular component (GO): box H/ACA snoRNP complex
Molecular function (GO): box H/ACA snoRNA binding
Source: RefSeq, a predicted model, not a curated record